Molecule: messenger RNA, 2445 nt
Organism: Lolium perenne
Lineage: Eukaryota; Viridiplantae; Streptophyta; Magnoliopsida; Poales; Poaceae
Product: protein FAR1-RELATED SEQUENCE 5-like
Source: RefSeq, a predicted model, not a curated record
AUGGGAAGUACCGACGAAGAAACAAGUGCGUCAAAGGAAACAAAUCAAAAUGAAGCUUAUUCAUCAUCGCAGAAACACAGCACAGGAGAAUCAAACUCGCCCUCGGAGGAACAAGCUUCUAAGCAAGAAACUAAAGAAGAACUGAAGGAUGAUGAUCCAGAAAUAAAUCCAGAUCCUCCAACAAAGAUGGAAGAGGAAAUGGACAAUAUGUUCAGCACAGAUGACUACCCAGCAGUUGAAGAGAUUAUGAGUGCAGCUAUACCAAAGGAAGGUGCCCGUUUCAAAACAAGAGACGAUGCAUUCUAUAGAUACGCUCUGUAUGCAAGAAAGGAAGGAUUUGCAGUGAAGAAGUUCAGCAGUAAGAGAUCAGGAAAAAACGGAGAAAUCUACAUGCGAAUGUUCGCAUGUAACAAGGAAGGAUGCACAAACAAAGAUGCCGAACCAUCGUCGCAGAGGAGAACAAAUAUACUACUGAAGACUGGUUGUAAAGCACGCAUAAUUGUAAGACAAUUUGAUGGAUACUGGUACAUCAAGAAGGUUAACUUAGAACACAACCACCUGCUGGAACCAACAGACUAUCUAAUUAGGUUUGCACACUGUCACAAAAGGAUGACUGAUCUCGACAGGAGAUUAAUUCAUCUACUACAGAUGGGACGUCUGCCACCAAGGAAGAUGAUGUUAAUCUUUCGGUCGAUCAGAGGGAAAUUCCGUGGAAUACCCUUCGAUGCUGUUGAUCUAAGCAACAUAAAGAGUCAACAACAACAAAUAGAGAAGGACCAUGACAUCCAGAAGUGCCUGGAACGCUUCAAGACACUCCAGAAAACAGUACCUGGUUUCUAUCAUGCCAUGGAAAUAGACAACGAAAAAAGAGUUCGCAGCCUAUUUUGGAUGGACGCAAUGUGCGUAAUGAACUACAAGCUAUUCGGUGACUAUAUAUCUUUCGACACAACUUUCAGCACAAAUAAGUAUGGAUUACCAUUUGUUCCUAUAGUUGGGGUGAAUAAUCACGGCUCCACAGUACUGUUUGCCGUUGCUCUGCUGAAGGAUCAAACAACAGAAACAUUUAUAUGGGUUCUGGAAACAUUUGUUCAGGCCAUGGAUGGAAAAGAACCAAAGACAAUAAUAAUAGACCAGGACAAAGCAAUGAAGAAAGAAAUACAAACAGUUCUAAAGUCUACAACCCACAGGAACUGCUACUACCACAUCGUGACCAAGAUGAGUCAGAAAGAGAGCACCUUCUUUGCAAAAAACUCAGGACUGUCGGAAAUGCUAAUGUACAUUGCGAAGAACGCAUUCACACCAGAUGAGUUCGAAAUGGGAUGGAAUAAAGUGAUAAAGGAUUACAAUGCUGGCGGAGAAAAACACCUAAGCAAGUUAUUCAGGAUAAGACACAGGUGGGUACCAGCGUACUUCAUGGAUAAAUUUUACCCAUUCUCAUCAAGCACAGGAAGGAGCGAGAGCACAAAUAACAUGUGGAAAUGCUAUAGCCAGCACACAGACACAGUAACAAUGUUCCUUGAGCAAUAUGAGGUCAUACAAGACAAGUGCUUAUCUGCCCUGGACAAGAAGAAGCUCACAUCAACACUGAAAACAGCAAAACUAGUAACAAGACAUCCGUUUGAGAAGCAAGCUCUUGAACAAUUCACACAUGAAAUAUUCGAGAAGUUCCAGAUCGAGAUCACAAACAACACGGCAUUCAAGGUAGAUGGAUCACUUGAACUUGGUCGCCACCUGCGGCUGAAAAGAAUAGUGAAAUUCUACAACCACAUGGAAUUCAAAAGGGAGUUGUUUGACGUCACAUUUGACGAUGAAAAAAAGAACUUCAUGUGUUCCCGCAAAAAGAUGCGAGAGGAUGGUAUACAUUGCUGCCAUGUAAUAAAAGCAAUGGUUCACAUGGAGAUCAAUGAUUUGCCAGAGAGUUUUGUGAUUAAAAGAUGGAGAAAAGACAUAGACAUGGAACUCGCAACAUUAGGAAAUGUCGCAGAUUCUUCUUGCGGAGACGAAAUACUAAAGUUUGCCGGUGUGAUGAGCCAUAUGGCAGAACUUUGCAACAAAGCGUGCCCAAAUGACAAAGCAUAUAAUGUCAUGAUUCAGUGUAUGCGUGAUAUGGAAACAAAAGUGCUGGUAGCAAUAAGAGAAGAUGAAGGAGCUAAAAAACUACACGAUGAAGAAACAGGUAGCAACGAAACAUUACGUGACCCACCAAUGUCCGACAGAAGAGGAACAAAAAGAGGACACAGAAUGAUGCCAGGUUCAGAAAAAAGACAGAAAACUAGACAAAUAAAAUGCGGACACUGCAAAACAACAGGACACAACAGAACAGGAUGUGAAGCACUGAAAGCACAAAUUGCAGCAGAGACAGCACAGGCACCAGCACAAGCAGCAGCAGCAGCAGAAGCAGCAGCAUCACAGCAGAGAUAUACAAGCAAUACAGCACAUGAUUAA